UUUCUAUCCCACAAUACACUGCUGCGCGCGACAGUUAAGCGCUUAGGACGGUUUUCUGUGAAGAAAAGCUAUUUUGUAGGAAGUUAUUUUCGGUUUUGUGUCGAAGAACACGUACUGUUAUAUGGUUGCAACGUAAUAUAACGUAAAUAUAUCGGGGUUUUUUGUGUGUGUGUGACUUAACAUUCAGCGCGACGACGAUCAAGAAGGCAUCAGCUGUUGAUUUGUACCUGAUGUGUACAGCAAGGACAUUCGGGUGAUACACAAUUGACACGCCUUCCAGGGUCCUCUAGAGCACAGGUGCCAAUAUGAGCAGUUCUAAAGAUGCAUCAGCUGCUUCCCUCAUCCUUACUUACCUGACGGAGAAGAACCGGCCGUACAGCGCUCAGGACGUGUUCGGAAACCUGCAGAAACAGCACGGCCUGGGAAAGACGGCCGUGGUCAAAGCCCUGGACCUGCUUGCAGAGCAGGGGAAGAUAAGGGAGAAAGCCUAUGGCAAGCAGAAGAUCUACUUUGCGGAUCAGUCGCAGUUCGCAGACGUGAGCGACACGGAGCUGAAGGGAAUGGACGGGCAGAUCUCGGAGCUGAACUCGCGGGUGCAGACCCUCCAGCAGAGCUGCAGGCAGCUGGAGGCAGAGCUCAGGGAGCUGAGCAGCUCCUUGACGACGCAGGAAAUGAUCUCAGAGAUCGAGGCGCUGCAAAGCGAGUGCACCGGCUACACCCAGAGGUUGGAGAAGGUCAAAUCGGCCACCAACCACGUCACGCCAGAGGAAAAAGAGAAGGUUUACAGUGAGAGGAGUCAGUACAUCAAGGAGUGGAGGAAGAGAAAGAGACUGGCAAACGAUAUGAUGGAUGCAAUUUUGGAGGGAUACCCAAAGAGCAAAAAGCAGUUUCUGGAGGAGGUUGGUGUGGAGACGGAUGAAGACUGUAAAGUUACCAUGCCUAGUACCUGAUGGGAGUGUGAAAGCCGUCUUCGCUGGAUUUGGCCAUCUCCGGAGGAAUGGAAUCGCAUCCCGCAGUUCGAUGGUUUUGAUUUUUUUUGCCAAGUGCUGGUGUACAAGUUUACUCCCCGAAUGAGAAGAACCAGUGACGAGGCCGAUUGCCUGAGAAGUGCCGUUGCACGUUCAUUUCAGUUUAAACUAUAGGUCUACAGUAACCAGGAAGCGGUUAAUUUCAACUCUGUGUUCUGGUUCCUACAUCCAGUGCCUUUAUGUCACAUUUUUUGUUUAUAAAAUAGCUUAAGAAUCUUAAGAUCAGAAUAAUUUAUGUCAGGCAUGCAGAGCUUCACAGUGAUUACACAAGUCAACAGAAAAAAAACAGAAAGGUGUUAUGAGCCAAAGUAAAAUCUUAAAUAGCUUCUGACUGCAUGAAGAGAUUUACAUUAACAUAAAUGACAAAUCUGUUUUCCCAGUGAGAUAAAUGUCAUGGUGCCCCUGAUAACAGUUAUCAAUAAUUUAAAUUAAAGAGAAAUCAAACACCUGCAUUUUGAUAACAAUAGAUAUAAAAUACCCACAGAAGGAAAGAUCUUUCAUUUUUAUUGCUUGCACCACCAGCAUAUGUACUGUGGGUCAGAUAUUUUUAUACCAUUGUCAUUUAAAGUAUGGAAUCACCAUUGGAGAGCCUGUGGUCUCAUGGCCUGUUCUGCUUUGUGUGUGUGCUCCAGUAUGUGCUUGGGGUGGCAGGUGUCUGUCUGAGAGGUAGACAAACCCCUGGACUGGAUUUUUAAGGACAAAGGCAGACCUAUCUGGUCUCCCGAUGAUUAGAUAGAUACUUUAUUAAGGCAUAUGAGAAAAAUGAGCAAGAUCCAUGUUAGGUUUAACAUGAGAUUCUGAAAUGAUUUGAAAUUGGAAGUAGCUUCUUGUUAAUUUUUGUCCUGACAGGAUUACAAACAUUCACUCUAUCCUGCUGCGUAUGCUCUGCUUUUCGUUCUUUAUUUCUGGAUGACUGUGGUAUAUGUAAAUAAAAAUAAGCAAUUUCUAUCAUUUUUAAA
Molecule: messenger RNA, 1987 nt
Organism: Lepisosteus oculatus (spotted gar)
Lineage: Eukaryota; Metazoa; Chordata; Actinopteri; Semionotiformes; Lepisosteidae
Gene: psmc3ip
Product: PSMC3 interacting protein
Biological process (GO): meiotic joint molecule formation; meiotic strand invasion involved in reciprocal meiotic recombination; homologous chromosome pairing at meiosis
Cellular component (GO): condensed nuclear chromosome; DNA recombinase auxiliary factor complex
Molecular function (GO): recombinase activator activity; double-stranded DNA binding
Source: RefSeq, a predicted model, not a curated record